Molecule: messenger RNA, 1678 nt
Organism: Triplophysa rosa
Lineage: Eukaryota; Metazoa; Chordata; Actinopteri; Cypriniformes; Nemacheilidae
Exons: 10
Coding region: 89-1678 (529 amino acids)
Source: RefSeq, a predicted model, not a curated record
UCUUCAUCUGUAAGUUCUGCUCAUAACCCAGAAGAAACUCAAUUCUCUUCUCUUCUCCUUUCUCAUAUUCCUUUUGUUCAGCAGAGACAUGGACAAACUCAUUCAUCUGAUCUUACUCUCUGGUCUUGUUUGUAUUCCAGGUAGUUUGGCAGACAAUUUAGCAUUGAAAGGAACAGUGACACAGUCAUCUACACAGUCUGCCUGGGUAGCUCAACGUGCCAUAGAUGGUAAAAGAUACGGAUCUGCAUUCUGCUCUGCUACAGCCAAUGAGAGUAACCCAUGGUGGAGGUUGGAUCUCUUGGAUGUUUAUAACAUUAGUACAGUGAUCAUCACUGCUCGAUCAGACUGCUGUCCUGAACGAAUCAAUGGAGCAGAGAUUCGUAUUGGAAACUCACUGGACAACAAUGGAAACAACAAUCCCAUAUGUGCUGUAACUUCUGGUUUUCUAGCUGGUCACACCAUCAGUUACUCGUGUCAUGGGAUGGAGGGACGUUAUGUGAAUGUGGUCAUGACUGGAAUUACAUCUCAUCUCGCUCUGUGCGAGGUGGAGGUCUUUGGAACAGAGAAUUUAGCAUUGAAGGGAACAGUUACACAGUCAUCUACAUAUUACACCAUGGUAGCUCAACAUGCCAUAGAUGGUAAAAGAUACGGCCCAGGUCCAUACUGCUUUGCUACAUCAACUCAAAGUGACCCAUGGUGGAGGUUGGAUCUUCUGGAAGUUGUUAACAUUAGUACAGUGGUCAUCACUGCUCUUAACAACCUGUUUUAUCAAACCAGUGGAGCAGAGAUUCGUAUUGGAAACUCACUGGACAACAAUGGAAACAACAAUACCAUAUGUGCUGUAACACCUGAUCCUCUAACUGAGAAUACUGUCAGUUACUCAUGUCAUGGGAUGGAGGGACGUUAUGUGAAUGUGGUCAUGACUGGACAGACAAAUAAUCUUGCUCUGUGUGAGGUGGAGGUCUAUGGAACAGAGAAUUUAGCAUUCAGAGGAGCAGCUACACAUUCAUCUACCCCCUGGGAAGCUCCACGUGCCAUAGAUGGUGAAAGAUACGGCCUAGAUACUUAUACAUACUGCUCUGCUACAACAUCUGAGAGUAACCCAUGGUGGAGGUUGGCUAUUCAGGAUUAUUAUGACAUUGAUACAGUCAUCAUCACUGCUAGAUCAGACUGCUGUGAGGAUCAAACCAACGGAGCAGAGAUUCGUAUUGGAAACUCACUGGAAAACAACGGAAACAACAAUCCCAUAUGUGCUGUGACUUCUGGUUUUCUAAACGGUAACACCGUCAGUUACUCAUGUCAUGGGAUGAUGGGACGUUAUGUGAAUGUGGUCAUGACUGGAAGCACAUCUGCUCUGGCUCUAUGUGAAGUGGAGGUCUAUGGAAAACACCACAUGAGAAAAAUCUUUCUACGGCUGAAGUUCUCCUCCAGUGUUGAUGUAGCUGCUGAGAGCGAUGAAGUCCUCCAUCAGCUGCAGUCUGCUCUGGCAUCACACAUCUCUGAUUUUAAUCUGUCCUGGACACAACUACCUGAGAGAGAAGAAGAGGAACAGACGGAGGACGGAGGCGAGUACAAUUCAGUUCAAUUCACUUCAUUUAAUCCUGCAUUGUCUCAAAGCAGCUUUACAGAAAAGAAAGAAGAACAGAAAGAGGCAGAAAACCGUACAGUACACAAAUAG